Molecule: messenger RNA, 760 nt
Organism: Scophthalmus maximus (turbot)
Lineage: Eukaryota; Metazoa; Chordata; Actinopteri; Pleuronectiformes; Scophthalmidae
Gene: churc1
Product: churchill domain containing 1
Exons: 4
Coding region: 143-523 (126 amino acids)
Biological process (GO): multicellular organism development; positive regulation of DNA-templated transcription; fibroblast growth factor receptor signaling pathway
Molecular function (GO): zinc ion binding
Source: RefSeq, a predicted model, not a curated record
GUUUGUCAUGACGCACUGACGCUAACUCAGCGGUAGCUGAGUAACUCGAGCGUUAUUAGUUACGUCAAGAUGCGCCUCGAACGUGUACGCUGCAACGUCCGUGAUGCAUUCGACACCGGAAAUGGGUUGAAUGUGAUGUUAAAUGUUGGCAUUCAGAGGUUACAGAUGUGACCCCCACUGUACCGGACGGGCAGCAGUUUCUCUAGCUGCGUGUUGUGCUGUGGGGAACACGUGUCUGGAGAACGGCUCCUACCUGAUGAACUACCUGUGCUGUGCCAGCUGCCACCAGAGGGACUUUGUGCUGAUCAGCAACAAAGCCACCGAGGACGACGACGGAGAGGAGAUCGUCACAUAUGACCAUGUUUGUAAAAACUGUGACCACGUCGUCGCCAGACAUGAAUACACUUUCUCUGUUGUUGACGAGUAUCAGGAGUACACCAUGCUCUGCAUGCUGUGUGGAAAGGCGGAGGACUCCAUCAGUGUUUUACCAGAUGACCCCAGACAGUCUGCCCCUCUCUUCUAGACCUCGACAGACCCCAAACCUGAAGGUCAUCACUCACUUUUAAGAUCAACCAACACCAACAUCAACGUGCUGGCAGCCCCUCGUCUCCAACCAUUUUUAUCAUCCAUUCAAAAGUAUAUUCUUGGCUGUUUAUUAUAGCAGUUGCGCAGGAAAUAUAGCUUUUUACGACAAACGAAAAAUAUUCUGUAUGUUAACUGAUUAUGAACUGUAAAUAAACUUUUUAUUUUGCCACUAUGA